AUGAUCAACACAAGUCGUUCCAGCUCAUCCGAUGGCCUUCCAUUUAAGUUUUGCUCAAAUCACAAGUUCCUACACACUUGUGAUCUUGUAACAAUUCUCACUUGCAUUGUAAAUGGCGCGUCUUCGCCAGUGGCUGUAGCAGGAAAUUCUCUGAUUUUGGCAUCAAUUUGGAGGAACCCUUCUCUUCGAACCCCCACGUAUACGUUCCUUGGUUUCCUUGCGUUAGCAGACUUAUUUAUAGGGCUUCUUGGUCAGCCAUUUUAUGUUAUAUACAGAGUCGCAGAUCUUAAGGGGUAUGACAAGCUUUAUUGUGUAGCAUCCGCAGUCGCUCAUAGCAUCGUCCCCUAUCUAGUUAUCCUGACAGCAUCGACGUUAACAUCAAUGGCGGUGGAAAGAUGGUUAGUUAUGAGCCGCCGAAGCUCCUUAAUAACUGUUCGGAGAGUAUAUUUUAUCGAGGGUGCUCUGUUGGUGGUACCGGUGCCAUAUAUGGCACUUCGCAGACUGCCAGGAAUGGAUAAGUAUUUUGACUUACCUGUUGACUCCAUCAUAGAAGGAUGCAUGGGUUUUUGCUUCUUUGCUAUAUUUACUCUAUCGUACUUUAGAGUAUUUCGAAUAAUUCGACACCAUCAGCAGCAAGUACAUUCAAGUGCAAACAUCGCUGGCCAGUCCGUCAUUCACUUUGAAAAAUAUAAAAGAUCUGUGUUUUCCAUUCUCUGGAUUGUGGCGCUUUUCGUGUUGAGUUACUCGCCGUAUUUACUUUCUACUGUUCUUGUGAAGGCAUUGAAUGUUUCCUAUGAAACAUCUCUCAUCGUUCUCCAUAUAGGAACAACCAGUAUGCUAAUUUCAUCGACCCUGAAUCCGUUUCUUUACGUUUGGAGAUUGAGAGAUGUCCGUCAAGAAGCUAAAAAGGUCAUUCGAAAGAUAUUAGGCAAAUUAAGAACAUUGUUGUGA
Porites evermanni is the source of this 951-nucleotide messenger RNA. NCBI's taxonomy places the organism in Eukaryota, Metazoa, Cnidaria, Anthozoa, Scleractinia, Poritidae. The record is from the annotation of a GenBank genome assembly.